CCGAUGCGUAGUUUGAGCGUUCCGUGUGUCAGCCAUUCCAUUGCGGAUCUAAUGCCGAUAGAGUCACAUUUAUUUUGAGUAUUUUUUUUUUUAAACGCGUAGUGGGGUAUUUAUCUUGUUGUUAUUUUUUUUGGGGAUGUUGGGGUUUUUUGUUUAAUAAAGAAAAACUCACAAAGUUUCACAUCGAAACUUUCCUUACAUAAAGUUAUGUAAGGCAGCCAUCAAGGAUCUCUUGGGACCAAUUACAACAAAAUCCAGUGAGGCUUUUUAUGUAGAUUCAGUGAUUUUUUUUUUUAUUUAACGAGGAUCACGUGAUUUCCCAGAGGUGGUGGGGGCGACAGUGAUGUAACUGCCCUAGGGACCCCAAUAUACUUUACGUGGACAAGGGGGACCAUAUAACUUCAAAAGAUGCACGGGUCUGCCGGUCUACACUCCGCCAUGGCGAUCAAACGCCAAAGGCGUCGCAGGGAGCAGGAGGCGAAAAAACGCGCUAUGGAACGUAGACUCUCCUCAAAAACCAUUAGUGUAGACAGCAUGGAACAUUUGCCGCCGAGGAGAAUCAGUUUUCAUCAAGCGGAAAGUUACCAGGUCACCUCCAUAGGACUUUUACAUAUCGGAGUAUGUUUCUUCGUGCUCGGGUUGUUCCUUAUCGGAUCCGGACUGUUGCCGGACGAUUUGCUCUCGUGGAAAACCGGAGGAUGGUGGAACGAGUUAACUAUGACAGGAAUAUUCGUAACCGCCGUGGGAUUAUUGCUGAUCGGACUGAAUAAGAUCGUGAGCCGUAGGGAGGAGCAGGAGUUGCAAGAGUACGUGCGUAGCCAAUUAACCAGGUCAAGGAGUGGCCACAGGUUGGAGCGAGACGUGGAAACUGGUUGUCUCACCACAAAACACCAUAAAAGACUAUUGGAGAAACAGAGAGAGGACAAGAAGCUCGAGAGUACCGAGUUAGCCUCAAUACAUUCUCCAACUUCUAAAGCAGCUCCCGUUACUGUACUGAAUGGUGAGGCACAACUGGAAAAGAUCUUGGAGGAGGAUAUGGAGAGGUGCGAAAUGGAGGUAAAGGCUCUAGAGUUGAGGGAGACGAUUUCGACUACGACUACUGCCAGUGUGAGCCCGGGGACCCCGUCGGAGUCCAGGGAAUUGAUAGCCAAUGGGAGACAGUACAGUUUUAACUCCAGACAGUACUAA
Molecule: messenger RNA, 1188 nt
Organism: Anthonomus grandis grandis
Lineage: Eukaryota; Metazoa; Arthropoda; Insecta; Coleoptera; Curculionidae
Exons: 3
Coding region: 409-1188 (259 amino acids)
Source: RefSeq, a predicted model, not a curated record